AUGGAAGAAUUCCAAGAGUACAUCCAACUUUUUUUAAUUUUGCUAAUCUCCACAAUUGUGAUUCGAGCUAUUCUCAUAAGAUACCAUAACAAUGGCAACCAACAUCAUCAAAAUCCACCAAGCCCACCAUCACUACCCAUCAUUGGACACCUUCACCUACUAUCUUCAUUACAACAUCAAACCUUACACAAUCUCUCAGCCCGCUAUGGACCCAUCUUUCAAAUCUUUCUUGGCUCAUUCCGUUGUGUAGUAGUUUCUGCGCCAGAAAUCGCCAAAGAAUUUCUCAAAACUCAUGAUUCUUCCUUCUCUGGCCGUUUCGUCAAGUCGAGUGCAGAAUAUUACAUGACUUAUGGCUUAAAGGGGCUGGUACUCACCCCUUACGGAAGUUACUUCAAGUUCAUGAAGAAGCUCUGCAUGGCAGAGCUUCUUGGCAAAAGAACCCUAGACCAACUUCUUCCUUUAAGACGUGAAGAAACUCUGAGGUUCCUCAAACUCUUGCAGAAGAAAGGGGAAGCUGGAGAAGCUGUUGAUGUUAGUGGUGAAAUCAUUACUCUCACUAAUAAUGUCAUUUCAAGAAUGACAAUGAGCGUAAGGUGUUGUGAAGAAGGAGGCGGCGGUUUAGUUGACAGUGAAGAGAUAAGAAAGAUGGUGAAAGACAUUAUGGAGAACGCUGGAAAGUUUAAUAAUGUUUUAAAUUUUAUUUGGUUAUUUAAGAACUGGGACUUGCACGGGAAAAAUAAGAGGGUCAAGGAGAUUAGGGAGAGAUUUGAUUCAAUGAUAGAGAAAGUCAUUAGGGAGCAUGAAUUGGCGAGGAAGAAAAUGAAGGAAGAAGGAGAUACAGGUGGGAGAGUGAAGGAUCUACUUGAUAUUUUGCUGGACAUACUCGAAGAUAAUAAGAAAAUUGAUGAGAUACAAUUAACUAAAGAGAAUAUCAAGGCUUUCAUCUUGGACAUAUUCGUGGCAGGAACUGACACAUCAGCUACAAACAUCGAAUGGGCUCUAGCAGAAUUGAUCAACAACCCAAAUAUGAUGGAAAAAGCAAGAAAAGAAAUCGAUUUAGUAACUGGGAACAAUAGAUUAAUACAAGAGUCAGAUGUCGCUAAUCUUCCUUAUUUACAAGCCAUAGUUAAAGAAACCCUAAGACUUCACCCUGUAAUUCCACUUCUAGCAAGACAAUCAAUCUCUGAGACCUCUGUUAAUGUUUGUGGCUAUGAAAUUGCAUCAAAGUCCGUAUUAUUUUUUAAUUUAUGGUCUAUGGGUAGAAACCCCAUGAUUUGGGAGAAUCCACUUGAGUUUAGGCCUGAGAGGUUCAUUGAUGAAGAAAGAAAAUUAUCAGAUUUGAGGGGUCAAAAUUUUCAAUUAUUGCCAUUUGGGACUGGAAGAAGAGUGUGUCCUGGAGCUUCACUAGCACUUCUAACUGUACCCACUACUCUUGCUGCUAUGAUUCAGUGCUUUGAAUGGAAGGUUGAUGGGAAUGUUAGUAUGGAAGAGCAACCUCACAAUGGCAUCGCACUUGCUAGGGCUCAUCCUUUAAUUUGUGUUCCUGUGCCUCGCUUUCAUCAAUUGAGCUAUCUUGGAGAAAAUUAG
Molecule: messenger RNA, 1587 nt
Organism: Arachis duranensis
Lineage: Eukaryota; Viridiplantae; Streptophyta; Magnoliopsida; Fabales; Fabaceae
Product: cytochrome P450 93A2-like
Exons: 2
Coding region: 1-1587 (528 amino acids)
Cellular component (GO): membrane
Molecular function (GO): oxidoreductase activity, acting on paired donors, with incorporation or reduction of molecular oxygen, NAD(P)H as one donor, and incorporation of one atom of oxygen; iron ion binding; heme binding
Source: RefSeq, a predicted model, not a curated record